This is a messenger RNA of Rhincodon typus (whale shark), 660 nucleotides long. RefSeq names its product claudin-20. Lineage: Eukaryota; Metazoa; Chordata; Chondrichthyes; Orectolobiformes; Rhincodontidae. Gene Ontology annotation, molecular function: structural molecule activity. Bases 1 to 660 code for a protein of 219 amino acids. The record is from RefSeq and is a predicted model, not a curated record. Gene Ontology annotation, biological process: bicellular tight junction assembly; cell adhesion. Gene Ontology annotation, cellular component: bicellular tight junction; plasma membrane. The transcript has a single exon.
AUGGCUUCCACAAGACUGCAGAUUUUUGCACUCUUUUUGUCCUUAUUUGCUUUCCUAGGAGCAGUUGCAACCACAGCGCUUCCAAACUGGAAGGUUAAUACCUUUGAAAAAUCAAAUGUAAUCUCUACGACAACACAGAUGCAAGGUCUGUGGAUGGACUGCACAUGGUAUAGUACAGGGCUCUUCAGCUGCAGGUUUAACUUCUCCAUCUUAGACCAGCCAGUGUACAUGCAUGCCUGCCAGAUUUUGAUGCUUCUGUCAUGUAUUAUAUCAUUGGUGGGAAUUGGGAUUUCCCUGCCUGGUAUGACGUGUAUAAGAUGCAGAAGACAUCAAGGCUCAAAACGUUGUGCUGCCGUAACAGGAGGGGUCUGUUUCAUUACUGCGGGUAUAACGUGUUUAGUUUCAGUGUCUUGGUUCACAGCUGAGCUCAUAAGCCACUACUUCAAACCAUCUGUCUCAGAAGAAAACAGAUAUGAAAUAGGAGGAGCAAUAUACUCUGGAUGUAUUUCUGCAGGGUUCCUAUUUAUUGCAGGUGCAAUUUUCUGCACAUCGUGCAGAAAGCCACAAAGAGAAAAUGUUGAAUACUCAAACAGACUGCACUACCCCAAACACCAAUCUUUGGGAGAUGAGGCAGGCUAUUCUCUUCGACAUGAUGUGUAA